AUGCAACAAUUUGAGUCGGCUAAAUUCAGCAUUGACCAGGUUGUUCUCAUUCUGGAAAAAGUUCAUAUCAUAUGGGAACCAUUUUUGCUGCCUUCAACUUACAAGAAAAGCAUGUGUGCAGUAUUAGAAUCAGUUUUCUCUAGAAUUUCAAGAGAUAUACUUCUCCUAGAUGACAUAGCUGCAGAUGAGACUUUACAGCUACAAAGACUAAUCCAUUUAAUGCUGGAAAGCUUAUCAUCGUUAUUUGAGUCCUUGGCCACGGGUGAUCCGAAUUUGCAUGAGUUCUCUGCAGAGUUUCUUGAAGAUCUUAUUCCGUCUUUACGUAAAAUCCGCAAACUAUCAGAAUUAUUAGAUAUGCCUUUAAAAUCCAUUACAGCAUCUUGGGAGAAUAAAGAAUUGCUCAGUUGUGGCUUUACUAUAACAGAUGUGGAAGAUUUCAUAAAAGCUAUGUUUGCAGACUCACCUUUAAGAAAAGACUGUUUACGGAGGUUACAAAAUACGAGCUUUUAG
Lathyrus sativus (Indian pea) is the source of this 510-nucleotide messenger RNA. NCBI's taxonomy places the organism in Eukaryota, Viridiplantae, Streptophyta, Magnoliopsida, Fabales, Fabaceae. The record is from the annotation of a GenBank genome assembly.